AUAGAACACCAGAGUACAGCAAUACAUACUGCAGAGCACAAGGUAAAGGAAAUUUUAAUCAAAAUCCAAUAAUCAGAAGAAUGGAUCCCAGCCAGUCUUUCAAUCAGCCUCCAUUGGUCAGUUCAUCUGAGAAAUCAGUAAUGCUGCAGCCUGUAGCAGCACCACCAGCAUACCAGGACAAUCCUGCUGAAUAUCCUCCCUCCUUUCCAAGCCAGCCAGUCCCCCAGGGUCCCUACACCCAGGGGCCGUAUCCAGGACAGCCCAUAGUCAAUGUGCAGCCUGCAGUUUUUGUGACCGCUGCUCCAUUGGCCAAUCCAGCGCCAGAUUACUUGGGUUACUCCAUCUUUACCAUGCUGUGCUGCUGUUUUCCUCUGGGAAUUGCUGCAAUUAUUUACUCCUGCUCUACUCGAGAUGCUAACUACUCAGGACGGCGAGAAUUAGCAGAGAAGAACUCCAAAACGGCACGCACCCUGAAUCAUGUCGCUGUUGUUCUUGGCCUCAUUUCCAUUGUAUUGUAUAUUAUCUACCAGGUUGUGUUGUUUCAAAAUAUAAAACAGUAUCCAUAAUUGUUAGAGCUGUCAUGGUUGGAUGCAGAUUAUACAAACAAAUUUGAUUCUCUUAAUUUUAAAUGUUAUUUACUCAGUGUGUCAAUAUUCACCCAGUUACAGCAUGCUGUAAAGGUUGAUUAUUGGAUGUUUAAAACAAUAAAAGCUUGAUCAAUUUGUUUAUUAUAGAAUUGCAUUUUAAGUAAUUACUAACAGAAAUAUAGUAGUGCAUGAUCCUCAUUUUAUAGCAAACUGUAAGACUAACCCAUUGGCAAUCUAUUUUUAUUUUCUAUUUACAUCUAUGAUGAUCUUUUGCUUAUUUUGUAUAUCUUGUGUGCAGCUGUGCUAUUUUUUACAUACUUUUACAUUUUGAACAUACAUAUUUAUAUGGAUAUAUAUCCAUAAAUCCAUUUAUGGACAAGAUAAAAUCCACAUUGAUAAAAGGCACUAUAUAAAUAAAAUAUAUAAAUAUACAAGUUAUUAUAAUUAUUCAUUG
Molecule: messenger RNA, 1041 nt
Organism: Onychostoma macrolepis
Lineage: Eukaryota; Metazoa; Chordata; Actinopteri; Cypriniformes; Cyprinidae
Product: synapse differentiation-inducing gene protein 1-like
Exons: 2
Coding region: 81-566 (161 amino acids)
Cellular component (GO): membrane
Source: RefSeq, a predicted model, not a curated record